AUGGCUUCAGGCUCUCGUUACGCCCUUCUGGCAGAGGAUGACUUUGAGUCAGACAACCCGGGCCCAUCCAAUCACCCGGGACCAUCACAGGCACACACCCGCCCGGCUUCACCCGCGGCCACGCUUCAAGCGUACCCGGAAAUUCAAUGGAUCUACGCCGGUGUUGAGUACGAUUCGUUGGAAAACGCUAUCCGUGCCUCGGCAGAUAGCUUAGGCAUCAACAACCAGGCUUACGUCGACUGGACUAUCUCCGUAACAAGGGACAUCACACGGCGCGAAGUGGUCAAUGUCUACAACGUCCUCGGUGGCAAGAUAUAUGAACAUCGGAACGAUUUCCUCAAUGAGUGUGACACCACCCACGCCACCUUCAAAGAGUUGGACGUGUCUAUGACAGGCCUUCACACCAAGGCUGACACUGCUGGGAACCUCGCUCUCAAAGCUGUGGAAGAGAACAAACAGUUGAAGGCGGAACUGGUCACCGUCAAAGCGGACCUGGAGGUUCUCAACCGGAACAAUACGGAGCUCGUCAAACGGUAA
Messenger RNA from Dichomitus squalens LYAD-421 SS1, 537 nucleotides. RefSeq lists its product as uncharacterized. Bases 1 to 537 code for a protein of 178 amino acids. The transcript has a single exon. Lineage: Eukaryota; Fungi; Basidiomycota; Agaricomycetes; Polyporales; Polyporaceae. The record is from RefSeq and is a predicted model, not a curated record.